GCAUAAAGUAGGUACAGGUGGGCAGGCUCUUUCUCUCACACACCUAAUCCAACCUCUGCAGUCAGUGCAGGUUGUGUUCAGUCCUGCACAUUCUCACAGUGACGGGAGCAGAGACAAGAGCAGAUUGAGGCAGCAUGAACUCAGGCACAGUGCAAUACUCCGGAGUAAAGUGCAGUGAUGACAUACCUAGUGUGCUAACCGAAGACGGCUACUAUUCUAAGAAGAAGCGAUAUGUGCGAAAAGAUGGGAGCUGUAACAUGGUGGUGCGCCAUGUUCCAGAAGAGUGGCUCCUCUUGGUCACUGAUAUAUUCACCACCUUGGUGGAGAUCCGCUGGAGGGUCAUGUUCUUGACAUUUGCCCUCUCCUACAUUUUAUCAUGGCUCUUUUUUGGAAUUUUGUUCUGGAUCAUUGCACUCACCCAUGGCGAUAUGAAAGACCCCACCAAUGAGCCGUGUAUUUAUGAGGUACGAAGCUUCACAGCAGCUUUUCUGUUCUCAUUAGAGACCCAGACGACCAUUGGUUAUGGCUUUCGGGGCAUGUCCGAAAACUGCAUGAUCGCCAUAAUCUUAGUUACUAUCCAAGACGUCAUCAGUGUCUUUAUUGAUACUUUUGUCAUUGGUAUUGCCGUGGCAAAGAUGGCAUCUGCACGGAAGAGAGCCCAAACGGUUGGAUUCAGCAACUGUGCUGUGAUCAGCUUACGUGACGGCCACCUAUGCCUGUCGUGGCGGGUGGUGGACUUCCGUAGAAACCACAUGGUGGAAGGGACGGCUCAUGCACAGCUACUCCAGCACAUGGCACAUGCCACCGGGAAAGUUGAUGUUUCAUACAAAGAUCUCAACAUUGAAGAAAGCAAUAUCAUCCUAGCCACCCCAACAACCAUCAUUCAUAAGAUCAGCCCUGGCAGCCCUCUGUACAAGGUGAGCUUGCAGGACUUGAGGAAGGAGAACUUCGAGCUGGUUGUGUCUUUCACCUACACGGAUGACUGCACAGGCAUCCUCCACCAGACACGAACAUCCUACACUCCAAGUGAGAUUUUGUGGGGCCAGCACUUUCAGGAGAUGAUCAGGGUCACCCGCAAGAACUACAGAGUGGACUACACCCUGUUCAACCACACAGUUAAAGUUCUGGUCCCAGAAUUAAGUGCAGAGGAAUAUGACCUGAAGAAGUGUUCUCCACAGCCAAAACACAAGCCACUCUACAUAAGUUCCCCAACAGCAGCUGAGGAGUUGGUUAAUGGGAAUAGUCUCGACGCUGAAAAAGAAUCUAACAGCAGUGCUGUCCAAGAGUACAAGCUAUAACAAUGGACCUGAUACAUCAUGACUCUAUAGCACUUUGAAAUGGGUUUCCUCAUAGGCUUCACUAAUGUAAGCAAUAGUGCACUAAUAGUUUGCCUUAAUUCGGCAAAACUUUUAAUUCCAGCGUGAAUGAAUAUGAAAUGACGUGGCUCCUCACAAAUUUUGCAGCAGUUCUGAAGUGAAAUGUCCACUAAGUGACACUAAAUGUUAGUAACAUUUUCUCUCAAACAUAUGAGGGUUUUAUAGGUAAUGCUCUAGUGAGUUUUAAAUCAACAAAACUUACCUCCCUACCCUAAACCUUCAACCUAAACCUAACCGGCAGUAUCAUAAAAAGCAAAUGUUACAUGGAAUGCAUUGUUGUAACCACAUAAUAUUGUGUUGCUUCUGUGACACUUUCAGCUCACUUGUAAACUUGCAUGUUCUUCAGGACUCAAAACCUGGUUCUUUGCUCUCUAUCAGUUGAGCUCUAUCAGCUGAGCUACUGUGCAGUUGAAUCGCGAUCGAUCAAGCUUGUAAAUGUAGUUGGCUAUGCAAUGCAAAUGUUAAAAUAUAUCACCUUACAAGUUAUGCGCUGUAGUAAAAGUGUUCAGAUGUCAUAAGACAUAGGUGUUUCUCAACUGACAAACUACUCUUUUACUCGUGAUUUGUGUGAAAGGGAAUAAAAACAUCAAAGUUUUAGCAGCUCCAGUGCUCAAUUUUGCAAAAAUGUAGUAAUUGUAAUGUGUUUUUAUGAAACCAGGUUGGAACUUAACCAUAUCUAAACCCAUGACUCUCUUCCAUGGAAUACAAAAGGAUAUGUUAGCCUCAGUCACCAUUCACGUUCAUUAAAACGUUUUUUCCUACACAAAAAAGUGUGAAUGACCGCGGAUGCUAACAUUUUACCUCACAUCUCCUUUUGUAUUCAUAUGGGUUUGAAACAACAUAAAAAUGAGUAAAUGAUGCUUUGGCUUUGAUG
Messenger RNA from Xyrauchen texanus (razorback sucker), 2250 nucleotides. RefSeq names its product potassium inwardly rectifying channel subfamily J member 16a (gene kcnj16a). Gene Ontology annotation, cellular component: plasma membrane. Gene Ontology annotation, biological process: potassium ion import across plasma membrane; regulation of monoatomic ion transmembrane transport. Lineage: Eukaryota; Metazoa; Chordata; Actinopteri; Cypriniformes; Catostomidae. Bases 135 to 1298 code for a protein of 387 amino acids. Gene Ontology annotation, molecular function: inward rectifier potassium channel activity. The transcript is spliced from 2 exons. The record is from RefSeq and is a predicted model, not a curated record.